Toxotes jaculatrix (banded archerfish) is the source of this 2155-nucleotide messenger RNA. RefSeq names its product scaffold attachment factor B1. Lineage: Eukaryota; Metazoa; Chordata; Actinopteri; Toxotidae. The record is from RefSeq and is a predicted model, not a curated record. The transcript is spliced from 7 exons. The coding region runs from base 79 to 897 and encodes 272 amino acids.
CGUCAGUAGGGAACCUGUACUGGUGCGUGGACGUGUACAGUGCGCGUCAGCCGGUUCCCGGAUGCACCAAACAGAAACAUGGAACGGGUAGUGGUGGAGGUGCCGAUCAACAACGGUUUUUCCCUUGCCGGCCCUUCCACAACCCCACGAAAACGUCAGGUUCGGUUUUCAGCACGGCAUGAUAUCAUCCUUCUGAGAGAGGUCAUCGCCCAGAACCCCUUUGCCUCCAAAGAGCCAGGACGGAUCUGGGCCCGUGUGGGGGAAAUUAUCACAGCAGCGCUUCAAGAUGAAAAUUUUGAGGUGGAUGCCAGAAGGUGUAGAGAGAGGACCAUGCUGCUGCUAGACUACUACAAGAAGCAAGACUUUCCCAGCCUGCGCAGGUUUGGAACAGAGAGGUUGUAUGCCCAAAAGGAGGAUCUGCUCCAUGAGGUUUUGGAGCUGGAGGCUGAGAAGGGGCUGCUGGCCAGCGGCGAGGGCACAAAGUACCAGGAUGACGAGCUGAGAAAGCGAGCCAUAGAAGAAUUAACUCUGCCAGAGCAGGACAAACCCAGCAUCACUAUCACACAAACACCCACUGCAGCAGAACCAGAAGAAGAUCGUGAGGAAAUAGCUGAGCUGUCAGCGGCGCCCACAGCCAAGCGACCCUGCCAGUGCUGCUGCCAGACCUACUCGGAGAUUCUCAGCUUCCUGGAGAAACGCUCAGAGGCAGAGCAACGGCUGCGAGAGGAGGAGCUCGCCCUUCGUCGAGAAGAGCUAGAGAUUCAGAGGAGUAAGAUCGCUCUGGAGAGGGAACGUCUGGGAGCUGAGAGAAAAGAGAGGGAACGGAGAUUUGAACUGGAAAGCCAAGAGAGGCAGGUCAUCUUAGACCUGCUAAAAGAGAAGGUGCUGAAAGGCUGAAGGAAAAAAUGCUUAACACCUGCAUUUUUUGUACCAUCUUGAAAAAGUCAAAGCAUGAAAUACAGGAAAAAACAUUGUUGACCGCUAAAAAAACAGGAAGGAAAACAAGGAAGUGGGACGUGAAAAAAGUGAUCAAAGAGAUGAACGGUGCAUUGAGAUUUAAAAUGUAGGGCAGUAAUGCAGGAUGUGCAGUUACCUUUGUCGACCUUAACAGCCAAACUAGUAAGUAACUUGAGUGUGUGGGCUCAUGCAGACACAUUCAAUUUGUGUGUAUGGUGCACAAAGUGCAACAGAGACAUAGCAUUACUGACAGUGUUUCAAAGCAUCAAUAUUUGCUUAAACGAGUUGAACAAAGCUGAUCUAUAUAGAUCCCAGUAGAAACUCCCUGUGUUUUACCCCUCGUGGCACAGUCUGCAUGAGAAUUUAAAAGCGCUGAAAUUACUGGGGUGUUACCCCGAGAAAUGGAAUGUAGAAAAGGGUGUGGUGUCUCAGGUGCGGUGAUCCACUGAGCCAAAACUGGAAAACAGCAUUGUCACAUGCUAGGAUGGUUGGUUGCACAAAAGAAGAUGAAUGCCUUUUCUUGUGUGACCGACAGCAGUAUGUUUUUAUGAGUCCCAUUAAAGGACACCAUUCCUUGUGGUACCAGGAUGAGGAAAAAUUGGAAAAUAACUAAGAAAAGUUGUAUAUUUAAGCAAUUAAUGUCAAAAUUAUGGUGCAGCUCAAGCUUCUGCAAACCCUGUAGCAUUUACCAUGUUGAUGACUUUACACAUGCUUUGUUGAGCCACUACUUUUUUCCAAUCUGAAGACUUUUUGAUUAAAGUAGAAUAAAAAGUAUAUUUUACUGACUGUGAAGAUACUGCACACUGGUAAGCACUUUUGUACAGCAAAAAUUAACACGAAAACAAGCCAUGAAUGUGUGUCCAUAUUAUGUACAUUAUACAGAAACUGUUGACAAUUUUUUAACUGAAAUUAGAUGAAGUGAUAAUGUCACAUUUUAGGUGCGUACAUUUCUUUUGUUACAAGUCAAAUGUAUGUCAUCAUCCUCAGUUUAACUUACACGUUCUACUGUUUUACAGAUGAUUUUUUUCUGCUUAUGAGUUAUUUAAUUAUCUGUUUUUUUAUUACAGGGCAGUUGCUACUGUGACCUGUGUAUUGUUUUUCCUUUGGCCCCCACAAAAUAGUAUAUGUUGUAAAAAAAAUGAAAGCAUGUAAAGCAAAUUUGUUAACCUAAAAAGUUGAACAUUUCUAUUCUGCAAUA